GUGUUUUUAUAUAAAUAAAUAUAUUCCUUUGUUUUAAUUUCUAUUCUUUCGAAACAUCCAACUAUCUUAAAAGGUAUAUAUUUCUCAAAGAUUAUUCAGAGAUUUUAAAAUUGUCAAGAGCAACCGGUCAAAGGUUAAAUCGGCAAAGAUUUCAUUUUCGUCCAAUCAAAGCCCUACGCUAUAAUUUAAUAAACACCUGUUUCUGCGAGUUUUCAAAUUACAAAAAAUUUGCAUAAAUCAAAGUUUAUUUUUCGACUACAAGCUUCUCUUUUUGUUCUCAAUUAGAUGGACCUUAAGCUCAUUUUUAAAUAUCUAUAUAAAGUUGAAGAUAAUACACAGGUAGAUUACAAUUUUCCACCUGAGGAAAAUGGAUAGAAUAUUGAUGUUUAAAAUUUAAAGCAAAUAACUUGGACCGAGCAGCGUCAGAAACUUGCAGCUAGUUGAUAGUUGAUAAGAGUUAGGCCCAACACAAUUUUUGAAUACAAAGAUUUGUUUUUCUUUUUACACAUUUACGCAUUUAGUAGGCAAAUCAAUGUGUGAACAAUCUGUUUCGGAGUGAGUGUAUACAUUGAGGUAAAAUCCAAAUGUGGGAUUUAAUUUGGAGUAUAUUAGAGUGAUUUUUCAGUUGAUUGAAUGGUGUAGAUAACAUAUAAAUCACAUUUAAAAGCAUAUAAAUUGGAAUUAUAUUUUACACAUUUUAGAAUUUUGAGAAAAUCUCAAAAUGGAUUUCGUACAAGUAUCCGAGGAGGAGGGUGACGAGCCAAUCGAACUGCCAGCUGAGGAAGAUGGAACCUUGCUAAUAUCUACACUUCAGGCGCAGUUUCCUGGUUCUUGUGGACUUAAAUACAGGAACAUGGAUUCGAAAGCUGUACGGGGUGUUCGUUCUAACGAAGGCAGACUAUUUCCACCAAAUGUCGAUUCGGAUUGGGGAGAUUAUGUCUACUUUUGUGUGUUUCCAAAAGAAAACAAACGUAAAAGCGAUGAUAACUUGGAAAAUUCAACGGCAAAAACCAAACGUAUUGAAACACGUUUACGUUGCACUGAUUUGAUUGUUUUGGGACUUGCUUGGAAAACAACUGAAGACAGUUUACGGGAAUACUUUGAGGGCUAUGGCGAAGUGCUCAUGGCGCAAAUUAAAAAAGAUGUCAAGUCCGGCCAGUCAAAGGGCUUCGGAUUCGUACGUUUCGGUUCUUACGAAGCACAAAUGCGUGUACUCUCAAAUCGUCAUCUUAUUGAUGGCCGUUGGUGCGAAGUGAAAGUACCAAAUUCAAAGGGCAUGGGUCACCAAGUGCCAUGUAAAGUAUUCGUAGGCCGUUGCACGGAGGAUAUUAACUCAGAUGACCUACGCGAAUACUUUUCAAAAUUUGGAGAAGUGACCGAUGUUUUUAUACCUCGACCAUUUCGUGCUUUUAGUUUUGUUACGUUCCUUGAUCCUGAUGUAGCCCAAUCUCUCUGUGGUGAGGAUCAUAUUAUUAAAGGGGUGUCAGUGCACGUUUCAAAUGCCGCUCCCAAAGCCGAGCAAAAUCGGACCCACCAAGGCCAAAAUUACAACUAUAAUUCUGGAAAUAAUUUCGGGAUGCAUUCAUACCAUCCACAAGGAAAUCACAUGAACUCUGGCCGUAGCGGACAUCAUAGAGGUAAUAACCAACACAAUGCACACGGAGGUAAUAGCACUGCAAUCGGCAAUAGUCACAGCAACAUUGGCAGUGGUGGCUACGGAAUGGGUAGCAAUAAUUUUGGUGGAAAUUUGGGUGGGGGUUACACAAACGGUAGUAAUCAUAAUAGUGGUGGGAACAUGAACCGCCAAGAAGGUGGUAUGCCCUAUAAUAGGCAGAAUAAUUUUCAUGGCAUGAACCAGCCACACAAUGGCAACGUAGGCAAUGGUGGUUGGAUGAACAGGGGACAUUUGGACAUGCCUAACCUACAAGCAUUAGGCAUAAAUUCGCAAGGAUCCAGCUCUUCCAAUCAAGGGCAAAACAUGAACAACCCUUUAGGCGUUGGACUUAAUUUAAACUCAUUGCCGAUGAACCCUGCUUUGGUUGCUGCUGCGUUGAAUCAGUGGAGCCUUCUUGGCAAUCAGCUGCAAAAUCAAAACCAGGAUCAGCAGGGAGGCAAUUUUUUAUCAUGGAUGGCUCAAAACAACGGAGGGCAUUCCAACGCUUCUAAUAUGAACUCUGGCAAUCGCAAAGGUUCAAACAAUUCUGGGUCUGGCGGCAUGAACAAAGGUGAUAACUCGGCUGCUAACGAUCAGAAUGGCUGCCCUUCUGGUAACUCAUGGUCAAAUCAGAGUAGUGGCUCCCAAAACUCUGCGGAAAAAUCAAAUUUUCUCUAAUUAUAAAAUAUAAAACUCUACCCAUAUGGUACCAUUAAAAUAAA
Drosophila novamexicana is the source of this 2376-nucleotide messenger RNA. It is a transcript of the gene TBPH, whose product is annotated as TAR DNA-binding protein 43. The coding region runs from base 722 to 2332 and encodes 536 amino acids. The transcript has 6 exons. NCBI's taxonomy places the organism in Eukaryota, Metazoa, Arthropoda, Insecta, Diptera, Drosophilidae. The record is from RefSeq and is a predicted model, not a curated record. Gene Ontology annotation, cellular component: nucleoplasm. Gene Ontology annotation, biological process: regulation of gene expression. Gene Ontology annotation, molecular function: RNA binding.